CCCGCUCCGGUCAUUACCACAAGAACCAGCGCCAAGACAAGUCGAUACAUAACUAGUCAGGAUCAUGUCCUUCAAGGACGGUGUCGAGUACAGCUGCGACCGCGUAUUCACAAUAGAGGAACUACUGCAGAUCAAACCCGACCACUCGUGCCGUUGGAUGAACCAACAAGCGUAUGGGGACUCGGCUCCCAGUGAAGACAUGAGACCUGUUCGCCGCCGGUCGAGCACACUUGAUCUCUCUAAGAAGGCCAUUUGCCAUUUAUGCCGCGCAUCAAUUCAACGUGGAACCCAGUCAUGGAGCGUGGCAACCCCACCCGCUCGGACGAAGUCAAUAAGCCGAUUAAGAAGGUGAAGAAGUUUGAGAUUCGGCGUGAAGGAGCCGAGUCCAAUGUUCGCCGCCCUGUGGAAUUAGAUGAGUUCUUGAGCCUCUUAAUGCUAAUGCGAACAAAGAGGGUAGAUACAAAUACAGCUUAUAUGGGAGGCAGUGUAUUGAUACUGCAGUGGGAUAUGUGCGCUCGUAUUGAUGACAUGAUGAAACUACAAUCCAGGAGCUUCUCACCCAACACUCAAUACCUGUCAACCCUUCUCUUUCAACUGCGGUAG
Phytophthora nicotianae INRA-310 is the source of this 603-nucleotide messenger RNA. RefSeq lists its product as hypothetical. The transcript has a single exon. The record is from RefSeq and is a predicted model, not a curated record. Bases 262 to 603 code for a protein of 113 amino acids. NCBI's taxonomy places the organism in Eukaryota, Oomycota, Peronosporomycetes, Peronosporales, Peronosporaceae.